AUGGUAAGCGGCGAGAGCCCACUCUCACAACAUGUAGUCGACUUGGUUGACUGCGACGUCCGCAUCAAGGGUUCGUGCGGCACAUCCAGCGCCACCAAGAAAGGCCAGAUUUUCCAGCCCGGCAUUAUCACUGGGGCUGAGACAAGAGACGAGGAACCAGAACCGGCAGACACGAACGACGGACCGGACGAAGAACCGCCCGCGGUGCGCAAAAGCGGUCGGAUGACAAAGCCGCGGGACCGUCUGAACCUGUUCACGACGGAGCAGGUGUUCGAAACAGAAUACGCACUGGUGAUCGGAGGUGAGAUCGGGAACCUUGGUCAAGGGAUACCUGGCCAACUAGGAUACAUGCCCGCCGAUCCACCGAACUACCGCGCAGCGGUCAACGGACCAGAUGCCGUUGGAUGGAUGAAAAGUAUGGAGGAGGAGAGUCGCUCCUUACUAGACCACGACGUCGAUCCCCCGCGCGAUGCUCAAAUCAUCCCGUCAAAAUACAUCUACAAAUGGAAGUACAACGAGACCGGCAUCGCUGUGCGACGGAAAUCGAGAAUCGUAGUGCAAGGAUUUCACGAAGCUGAGACCGGAACCGACAAUGCUGCACCGGUAGCGUCUCUCCAAGCCGUCCAUCUGAUAGUUGCGCAUGCUGCCAAGAAUGAACUUAUUCUUCGCCAAGCCGACAUCAAGACGGCGUUCCUCCACGCAAGGAUGGAACCCGGAUCGAAACCAGUGUACGUCAUUCCCCCGGAAGGAUUCUCAUGCGAAGCGAGAGAGCCAGGCUGGUGGGGCACUCUGCACGAUUUUCUCCUGAAGAUCGGAUUUGUUGAGAGCACCGCUGAACCGUGCUUGUACAUCCUGGACGACGGAGAUGUGCUCCUUCUCGUUUAUGUGGAUGACAUUCUGCUGACCGGGGAGGGCGAGAACAAAGUGCUGAGCAUAGUAGAUCAGCUGAAUGAGCGUUUCGAAACGGUGGACCUGGGAGGAGCCAGGUUCCUGCUCGGUAUGGGAAUCAACCGAGACAGAGCCACAGGGACAAUUCUUUUGGAACAGGAAGUGUAUACCAGCGCAGUGUUGGACAAGUUCGGCAUGGCCGACGCGCGUCCGACGACAUCUUCGUCUGAGGCUGGACCGGUGUCCGUCUUGGAGGACGAGGUGUUGUCAGCGGAAAAUACCGCAUAUUUCCGCUCCGCCACAUGCUCGCUUUUAUAUCUCCGCAGGUGCACAAAGCCCGACAUUACUCACUCCGUGAUGGUUCUGACGCGGAGUACGGCGAAACCAGGUCCGAGGGCGAUGCAGAAACUCAAACGCGUACUCAGGUACCUGAAAGGGACGAUAUUAAUCGGUGUACGCUACGGCAAGGAUGCCGAAGAUGGAAACGUCAUUACGGCGUUUGUCGACUCAGAUUUUGCAGGCGACCUAGACAAGGGCUACUCCACUACGGGAGUUGUCCUGUACUUCGCUGGUGGACCGGUGGAAUGGACAUCAUCCAAGCAAACGGUGGUGGCGACCUCUUCCGUUGAAGCAAAGUUCGUGGCUUUGUCGAAGGGGUGCAUCAUCAUCAAGUACUUCCGCCACCUGCUGGACACCAUAAAUCAGACUCAAGAAGAAGCAACCGUGGUGUGGGAGGACAACUCGUGAGCUCUGAAAUUUGCUCGCAGCUUCUGUAUCACCCCAAGGACUAAGCACAUUGACGUAAAGAUUCACCACGUAAGGUCGCUGGUAGCUGAUGGAGUCGUAGCCGUGAAGCAAAUAUCGACGUCGCUUCAGAAAGCGGAUAUUUUUACAAAAGGGCUAAACCCGUCGGAGCUUUCUCCGCGCCCGUGGCAUGCUGUUACGAUUUUGAUCACCUCCCCUCUUCGUAAUCAGACUUUAUGUCUUGAGGGUUGGAUGGUGUGUGUAUAUGUUUAAAGAAGAGAAAUAAUAUUCGGGAGAUUUGUGUUGAAGGAAAACAUUCGCUGCUGAUGCAACGCAGCUGAGAAAGGCAGAACAACUGAUAAUGAGUCAGAAGAUAACAUUGUUUCGAGAGGACAUGGACAUUGUUUCGAGAGGACAGUGAGAGAGAAUUGGUUCUGAUGCAUUGGUACUAGAAUGACGUAGUUCUUGAGAGGACAUGUUGGAGUAAUUGCAGUACGAGAACGACUCUAUUCUACUGCAUGGGUUUAUGCAGUAUUGUGAAGGCGUUGCCAAGCCUGUAACCGUCAGGUGAAGACAGCUUGGGCGUCUGUGUGGAUAAUAAUAUCACUCUGUGUGUUUGCCUACCUAACCUCGCAUCACAUGCUAGCUACUUUGUAGCCACAGCUGAUGACAGUGCUGUUGCCUCAACAGAGAGGGAGCUUCACGCCUGCGAAUAACAUGGCGGCGUUCAAUGGGGCGGGCUUGUGGCCGGUGAACAUGGAUAAUGCCAUCAACCGACUACACAGCAGGAGGAAGCAACGGGAGAAUGACCGCCCUAUCCCUGAAAACCUCGCCGUCGUUGCCUCCAAGAAGCAGCUCGAAGAAGGUCUCGGCCACGCUGCCCUCCUGGAGCUGAAACGACAGGGAGUGACGAUCGAGGGGCUCCGCGUGAACACCGUGUGCCUCGGCGGGCUCACCCGCUUCACCAAGCGCUCCAAGUCUUUCGCGACCGUUCGGGUGGGCGGGGGGAAGCCCGAGGGCGGUCUCCUGUCCGCCGAAGAACACCUUGCUAAAGCUAGGAAGGACAAAGAAGAGAAGGCGGCAGCUGAGAAAGUAAAGGCGGACAACGCCAAGGCCCGUACAGAAGCAAGGGCAGCGAGGGAGGCCAAUCUUCGGCAGGGCG
Messenger RNA from Ectocarpus sp. CCAP 1310/34, 2794 nucleotides. Lineage: Eukaryota; Phaeophyceae; Ectocarpales; Ectocarpaceae. The record is from the annotation of a GenBank genome assembly.